AUGAACUCAAUUAAUUUAGAUCAAUAUGGUAUAAAAAAUGAUCAAAAUAUACAAAUAAAUAAUAAUAACGAAAAUAAUUAUAAUAACGACAAUAACUAUAAUAAUGAUGAUGAUGAUGAAGAUGAUAAUUUUAAUGGCAAAGAUUCAAAUUUUAAAUUUGUUUUAAUAGAACAAGAAAAUUUUAUAGAUAGUGAGGGUUGUCUUAGUUUUAAAAAGCAAUAUCCAUCUAAACUAAGGGGUGUUAUGGAAGAAUUUGAAUUUGAAACCACUAUCGAAACUAUCAAUCAAGAUAUUAAAAAGAAUUUAACAAAAAGAAAUUUUUUAUAUAUAGGUGCAUUAAUUAUUGGACUACUCUUUAUCAUUGCUGCAGGGAUUAAAAGUGGCGAAAUAAAAUCAAAAGAUGAACCCAUCAGACCAGGUUUUGUCAUUUUAAUAAUCUGUGGUCUUUUAUUUUUCAUUUUGGGUGUUAUUGGUUGUGCUACCAAUAUCUAUUCAACAUCAACAUUUUCAAAUAGAAACAAUACAGUGAAGCUUGAAAAGACUUUAGAGAAAGUUUCAAAAUAUUUCGAAUCUCGUCAAAUUACACUUAUAUUAAAAAGUUCAUUUGUUGAAGAGUUAAUCGAUGAUGAAGAUGGAAUUGAUAAAAACAAUUAUAUUUUAAACAGGGCUUACAGAAACACAAUAUUUUUUAAUAAGAGCGGUCAAUCAUUUAGAUAUCAACAAUUUUAUUUUAUUCAAAUUGUAUUUCCAAGACAUUCACAAAAUUCAAAUAUCAUUUAUAAUGAAAAUAAUGAUCUUAAAAAUAUAGUAUAA
This is a messenger RNA of Dictyostelium purpureum, 813 nucleotides long. RefSeq lists its product as uncharacterized. The transcript has a single exon. Bases 1 to 813 code for a protein of 270 amino acids. NCBI's taxonomy places the organism in Eukaryota, Evosea, Eumycetozoa, Dictyosteliales, Dictyosteliaceae. The record is from RefSeq and is a predicted model, not a curated record.